Molecule: messenger RNA, 849 nt
Organism: Aspergillus chevalieri
Lineage: Eukaryota; Fungi; Ascomycota; Eurotiomycetes; Eurotiales; Aspergillaceae
Exons: 2
Coding region: 1-849 (282 amino acids)
Source: RefSeq, a predicted model, not a curated record
AUGCGAAACAACUUUCGAAUGAGUAUGAUGCAGUAUCUCGAGUACGAACGACAAUCCAUCGAAUUCCGGGGUCUCGAGGAAGGUAUUCUGUCAUUUUCGUCCUUGUCAAUGAAGAUGAACUACUCUUCGCUAAGAGACCAGCAUAAGGAGCUCAGCAAUGCCUUUGACCGGAGCUUGGGUUGGUACGCAGGAAAUAUCCGCGCUGUCUGGCCUCAUAACAAAGCAGGCAUGGGGACCCUCUACGAAUUGACUUCAGCCGAGCUGGACCAGUUCCGCCGUCUCUCGCCAGACCCGACACAAUUCGAGACCAACUAUAUGCGGAAGAGCGGCAGCGAAUCGAAAAACGACAAAAAGUCCCUGACUCCUCUCCAAUCGUCCCAGCCGUCAAUCAAUUCCAACAAUCGCACCGAGACUACCACUCUUGCUCAAGCCGAUCUGGAUAUUCCUGGGCCAAUUGAAGUAGCGGCGGAAGACUAUACCAACGGGCGCGUAGCACAAGUGAGCACGAACAACUUCAAGGAGAAUAACCGGAAAGCACGUGAGAUUGUGUUGGAUAAUUGUCUCGACCUUGGGCAGCUUCCUAACCCCGAAAUUGGUCCGGAUUUCUUUGUCAAAGAAGUGGUGAAAAUUGGUGUUGCCUACAAAUUUGUCAACGAUACUAAGAAAUGGCUCAAACAGUGCAAACGUAGAAGGCCUGCCGAUGAAGUUGAGGAUUACGGGACUAUCUCGGAGAUUAGAACUGUUAUGCACAUAUAUCUCUUGAAAUCACGUGGCAAGAGUAAAAAAAUUACUGCUUUUGCUGAUUAUAUAUGUACUCGAACAACCCAGCCGUCUAUUAAGUCCGGUUAA